GGCAUUAAUGUUUUAUUAUGUAAUCCUGUACCAAAGGAAGUGGUCACAGUGUCAGGCUGGAGCGGGACAAUAUCAUGACGAUCUUCUCUUUAAAAGGAAACAAAUGUUUCACCAUCAUUUUCCUUCUGCUCGUGGCUUUCUUACUCUAUGCACUUCAUAGAACGGACUUCCAGCCCUUCAAGUUUCAGAGCUCCACCAUCAUCUACCCAAAAGCUAGAACUGAACUUCCCAAAGUCAGCAGGAUCUGCAACUUCCCACCAUUGUCCCCUAAGGAUGCUCUGGAGGAACGCCUGCUACUAGAAUCUGUUGCUUGGCCUGAAACUUCUGAAUUACCAUCUCCUCUUUCCCUGGAGCUGACCAGUCAUCCAGCUCACAGCUCUUUCAACAUUCUCCCAGCGAGAGGAGGACGACAGUGGCACGUAGGGGAUCAGCUGGAAGUCAGCAUCGUCAUCUCUGACUUCAAGGGACAACCCAAGAAGUUUGGGGGGGACGUUUUAUUAGCCCGGCUGCACAACCUAACGCUUGGUGCAGGUGUAGCUGGGCGAGUGGUGGACCAUCUCAAUGGGAGCUACUCUGCUGUCUUUCCUUUACUCUGGGAAGGAGCAGCUCAGGUUGAGGUGACGCUAGUUCAUCCCAGUGAAGCUAUCACAGUGCUGAACAGGUUAAAUCGUGAACAACCUGAUAGGAUAUUCUACAAAAGCCUCUUUCGCUCAGGCUCACGCUCUCAAACCACCACCUGUAACAUCUGCCUGCGUGAAACCAAGCAGCCAAUCUGUGACUUCACCGACCCUCGAACCGGCGAUCCUUGGUUCUGCUACAAGCCAAAGAACAUGAGCUGUGAUACAAGGAUUACCCACAGCAUGGGAGGAUACAAACAAAACCUCAAGGCCAAGGAGGAUAAGCUCUUUCAAGGGUAAGGAAGCAAAGAGACUGGUCAUUUGUGUGACUUCUCAUAAAUAUUAUGUGUUACCUAUUUAUCUCCUUGGCUGGAAGUUUCAGAAGUUUGUCAGUACAGGCAGUUUAGAUUAAAAGAUAAUACAAAUGUAACCACUCAAUCUGAAUCAUAGUUGGCCUUUAUUCAAAAAAUAAAUGUAUAGGAUAUAUAAAAACUAUUUUCAUGUGGAUCUUUUG
Messenger RNA from Notothenia coriiceps (black rockcod), 1131 nucleotides. Its product is annotated as NXPE family member 3-like. The coding region runs from base 75 to 917 and encodes 280 amino acids. The transcript is spliced from 3 exons. NCBI's taxonomy places the organism in Eukaryota, Metazoa, Chordata, Actinopteri, Perciformes, Nototheniidae. The record is from RefSeq and is a predicted model, not a curated record.